Lucilia sericata (common green bottle fly) is the source of this 1922-nucleotide messenger RNA. Its product is annotated as glycine-rich protein 23-like. The transcript has a single exon. The record is from RefSeq and is a predicted model, not a curated record. The coding region runs from base 729 to 1100 and encodes 123 amino acids. Lineage: Eukaryota; Metazoa; Arthropoda; Insecta; Diptera; Calliphoridae.
AUGGUGAUCCCAUAUUGGGCAUUUGCUAUGUGGGCAAUUUGAACCCUGACCAUUUGAAAACUUUUGUUUUGGCUCCUUUGUUUGUGUACCUGGUCAUAGGCACUACCUUCCUAAUGGCCGGUUUUGUCUCCCUCUUCCGCAUACGUUCGGUAAUUAAGCAACAAGGCGGCGUGGGUGCUGGCGUUAAGGCGGACAAACUGGAAAAGCUAAUGAUACGCAUAGGCAUCUUCUCGGUGCUAUAUACCGUCCCGGCUACCAUAGUCAUUGGCUGUUAUCUUUACGAGGCGGCCUAUUUCGAGGAUUGGAUCAAAGCCUUGGCCUGUCCUUGUGCUCAAAUCAAGGGUCCCGGCAAAAAACCGUUGUAUUCAGUUUUAAUGUUAAAAUACUUUAUGGCUUUGGCGGUGGGCAUAACAUCCGGCGUAUGGAUAUGGUCGGGUAAAACUUUAGAAAGUUGGCGCCGCUUUUGGCGACGUCUCUUUGGCCAGCCCGAUCGUACCGGGGCCAAUCAGGCGCUCAUCAAACAAAGGCCACCCAUACCACAUCCAUAUGCCGGCUCUGGCAUGGGCAUGCCGGUAGGUUCCGCUGCCGGAUCUCUACUGGCUACCCCCUAUACCCAAGCGGGAGGAGCUUCGGUGGCUUCCACUAGCCACCACCAUUUGCAUCAUCAUGUUUUGAAACAGCCUGCUGCCAGUCAUGUAUGACAUGGAGAGUCAGGCGGAGCUUCAACGAUGGGCGGUGGUGGCGGCGGCGGCAGUACAAUUGGCGGUGGCAGUGUGCUAGGUGGUCAUGGUACUCUCAUGAGCACAGCAGGCAAUAGUACGGUUGGCGGCAGUGGUAUGCACGGUGUUGGGGCUCCUCCUGGCAGUAUAAUGCAUGGUGGCGGCGGUGGUGUUAGUGGUGGUGGCGGUAAUGGUGGCAUGAAUACUCCUGGUAAUGUUUAUGGUAAUGGAGGUGGUGGCGGUGGUGGGGGUAAUGGUGGCAAUCAAGUGGCCCCCGGUUCUAUGGUAGACUCACGCGCUGUUUCAGUAGUAGUUUCACUGCCGGGCGGGCCUGGUGCCCAGCAUCCGGGUCAGGCAUUAAGUGAUUAUGGUCCUAUAUAGUUAAUGGUACGACCUGAUACAAAUCAUUGGGUAUCCACAAGUAGUUUUAGUCAAUUGUAAAGAGUUUAUUUCCCACUUUUGCAAGGAAAUAAAGGGGGGAAUAGAGAUUAAACUAGGGUUCGUUUAAGGGUUAAAUUUUUUAUAUAUUUUAGAAGUUUUAAAAAGUUUUUAAUAGUUUUUUUCAUUUAAACUCUACUCUUAGAGUGAAAUUGAGAAAGAGAACCUUAGUGAGACCAAGAACUCUUUUACUUUUGCCUAUAAAUAUUUGAGGUAAUGACUUAUGUAAAAAAAAAAAACAAAAACAAUUUCUUGCUGUUUUCUUAACUCCUUAAAAAUUUAAAUAAAAACAAAAAAAUAACAGGAAUUUUGAAACAGCGGCCAUAUUAAAAAUCUAGUAAAGUAAUUUUUAAUUAUUAUUUUUCAUUCUUUUUCAUUUAAAUACUAUAGAAAACAAAGCUAUUUAACUAAUAAUAUAUUAAAAACAUAAAAAAAAUAUAUAUAAAAUAAAAAUCUAGUCCACAUUUUUCCAUAAUAAAAUUUAAGAAAAACUACUGAAAAGAUAUAAAGAACAUAAAACGAAAAGCACAAUAUCUAUAAUAAUUAAAAAAGAAAAAAAAGUUUAUUUAAAAUAAACUACAAAGCUAAACUACUUUUUUGUGUUAAUUUUUAUAAUAAUUUUUAAUAAUUUUCUUAAAUAGACUGACUUUAUAAAUAACAAAAUAAGAAAAUCUUACAAAAAAAAUAUAUAAACUACAAAAUGGAAACAGUGUUAAAAUAAACAUAAAACACAGAAAAUGGGAGUAAAUGUUUAAGGAACAGAAA